This is a messenger RNA of Drosophila kikkawai, 1394 nucleotides long. Its product is annotated as arrestin domain-containing protein 17. Gene Ontology annotation, cellular component: cytoplasm. Gene Ontology annotation, biological process: protein transport. The record is from RefSeq and is a predicted model, not a curated record. Lineage: Eukaryota; Metazoa; Arthropoda; Insecta; Diptera; Drosophilidae.
GCCCUGGCCAUCGGUUUUAGCGGAUUCCUGCGCGGACACUCGAACUGGAGUAAAAAUGGUCGUUACGUGUGAGAUCAGCUUUGAUAAUAAUAGACAUGGCACUUUCUACGCCGGUCAACUGGUCAACGGAUGCGUGACCCUCAAGUGUGACAGAUCCAAGGAGGUACAAGCCGUUCUGCUAAAGGUGGUUGGAUAUUCCAUAACCAAAUGGAGCGAGAAAAGUCUGGGCUCGUCCAAACUAUAUGCGGGCCGUGAGGAUUAUCUAUCAUCCAACACUUAUCUGUUGGGCUCCGAGCAAAACAACAAUAGACACACCAUUCAGGCCGGCGUCCACAAUUACACCUUUGCCUGCCAGCUGCCCUACCAGUGUCCCUCGUCCUUUGAAGGCCGCCAUGGCUGCAUCCGUUACAUUGUCAAAGUCCUGCUCAUCCGACCCUGGAAGUUUGAUCAGGCCUACACAAAGGGCUUUACAGUGCUGAAGAUGCUGGAUCUGAACUUUGAUACGCCUCAAUUAAGGUUGGCUGCCCACAGCGAGGGCUAUCGCACCUUCUGCUGCGGUCCCUGCAAGACAGAUCCUUUGAAACUGGAGCUGCAUCUGCCUCAAGCUGGUUAUGUGCCUGGCCAGCGGAUACCCGUGACCGUGGUGGUGGUCAACAACACCGCCGUGGCCGUUUCCGAACUGCGACUCUCGCUCGUCAUGUUGGUGCGCUACUAUAGCGUGAGUCCAGAGCACUCGCGCGUAGAACGGAUCAUCAUUUCACGGGCCAAGGGCGACUCCGUGCUGAAGCAGUGCACCCGCUCUCUGACCAUCGACCUGCUUGUGCCCUCUACUCCACCCACCUGCGUGGAGCUGAGCAACCUCAUUCAGAUCGCCUACCAGCUGGAGGUUGAGGCGCUUGUGAAGAGUCUGCGGGAACAGCAGCUGAUGGUCAUGCCAGUCACCAUUGGUACCAUUCCAUUGCCGGUUGCCGGCAUAGUGGUGCAACAGCCUCCUCGUCGAAGUGGCCACUACGAGGGACCACAAUCCAGAAGGGAUCCGCCCGAUGAGCUGCCCAUGGUGACGGCACUUGGCAAUGUUCCCAACGAUCCAACCCCCAGUUCAGCAGAUAUGGGUCUUCCUAAUUACGAGGAAUCCAAGCACACGCAACGCGGUAACAUCAAUGAGGAGGAGUUGAACGCCUUUGGAACCAACGAGUUCGCCCCACUGUAUCCUGUGUACAGCAUCCCGAGUCCCACGCCUGUGCUUUCGGCGAAUACACGGAAUGCAGGCUUCGUAAAUCAAAGUUUUGUCAAGUAGAGCUUUUUAUAUUCGACAUUUUCCUUUUUUUAUGUUUACAUUUAUUGUUAAAAAAAAUAUAAACGAAAAAAACACUGCUUGCAUUUUGGGGUGGUUU